This is a messenger RNA of Funneliformis geosporum, 801 nucleotides long. Lineage: Eukaryota; Fungi; Glomeromycota; Glomeromycetes; Glomerales; Glomeraceae. The record is from the annotation of a GenBank genome assembly.
AUGUCUUCUUGUUCAAGUAAAUGUUUUCAAACUACCAAGAAAACACCUUUAAUAUUGCUCCCGUAUCCGCCUACUAUCAAAGCUUCCGACAUUGUAAAUAAACGCAAACCUUCCAAGGUUACAUCAAAGAGUCCAAAUGCCUUUUUGAUUUAUCGCAAAGCGUUCUUAGAACAACUUUCAAUUUUAAAACACAAUCUCAGAAUGACUGAUGUCUCAAAAUUGGUCAGCGGAUACUGGAAGAAUGAACCGAAAUAUGUGAAGGACGCUUAUCGUAAAAUAGCGCAAGAUGUGGAAAUCGAAUUAAGUGAAUUACGCAAGCAAACGGUAUCCUACAGGAUUAUAUGGAAAAAUUCAAAAUAUUCGACUGUUCGUAAACGAGGAAAGACGGCGAAAAGUCAAGAAAGUAAGCCCGAAGCGAUUAAUUCAAAAAAACCAACACAAAACUGUGGAAAUGUGUUUUAUCAAUUUGUACCCACCUCAUUUCCUAACGUUGAAUUUACUUCAAAGCCUCCCAAAAAGCAAGCAAAGGAGGUCAUCGCACCACCAUCUCCACCAUCUGAUCUCAAUGAUUUACCCGAGAAACCACAGCAAGAAUUAGAAUUUAACGAACCAUUUAAUGAGUAUAUCAAUUAUCCGGAGUGUACCGAGUGUAAUGAGUAUGCUAAUAAUAAUAAUUUGGAAUCCAAUUUACAAUUAAUAGACAAUAAUACGAAACAAUAUAGUCAGCCUAUAGAACAAGAAUAUUUCAUUUUUGAGAAACUGGAUUUCGAUUGGUAUUUACAAAACAUUUACCCUAAUUAG